Messenger RNA from Scophthalmus maximus (turbot), 2100 nucleotides. RefSeq names its product sepiapterin reductase b (gene sprb). Gene Ontology annotation, molecular function: sepiapterin reductase (NADP+) activity. Gene Ontology annotation, biological process: tetrahydrobiopterin biosynthetic process. NCBI's taxonomy places the organism in Eukaryota, Metazoa, Chordata, Actinopteri, Pleuronectiformes, Scophthalmidae. The record is from RefSeq and is a predicted model, not a curated record. The transcript is spliced from 4 exons. The coding region runs from base 97 to 843 and encodes 248 amino acids.
UAAAAGCAGUUCAGUGCUUUCGUCCUUGUCACAAGCUGUCAAGCGCUCACGUCACUUAAGCUGUAAUCCUUCUUUAAACCACAAAUAUUGGACAAAAUGUCGACUUUGGGCAAGGGGAUCUGUAUCAUCACGGGAGCCUCCAAAGGGUUCGGACGGGCGCUGGCUCAUGAGGUGUCUCCCUUGCUGGAGCCGGGCUCGGUCCUGCUGCUGGUGGCUCGCUCCGGGGCUUUGCUGCAGGAGCUGAAGGAAGAGCUGCACAGCUUCACUGACAAACAGCAGCUGGCGGUUCACUGCGUCGCGGUCGACCUGGCCACGAGAACAGGGGUGAAUGAGACGGUGAGGAUAGUGAGGCAGGAGGCUGAAAACAAAAUUGACCAUGUGCUUCUCAUCAACAAUGCGGGCUCCCUGGGUGACAUUUCUGAGUUCAGGAGUUUCACUGACAUCGAAACGGUGAACUCCUAUCUGUCCUUCAACGUGAGCUCAGCUCUGGCGCUGACAGCCGGCGUCCUGCAGGUCUUUCCGUGCCGAGUUGGCCUGCGAUGGAGCGUGGUGAACGUCUCUUCGAUACUAGCACUGAACGCCUUACCGUCCUGGGUGUUGUACUGCACCGCCAAAGCAGCCAGGCACGCGGUUUUCAGCGUGUUGUCAAAGGAGGAGCCCAAUGUCAAAGUCCUCAGCUAUUCACCAGGGCCCAUGGACACAGCGAUGCAGGUGGAUAUUCUGAGGUUAACAGGCAUCCGUCACUGUCUGUAUCCCUGCCAGGAGUCUGCAGCCAAACUGAUUAAGUUGCUUCUUGACAAUGACUUUACCUCGGGGAAACACCUUGACUUCGUCGAUGUGUGACGUCAACAUAAUUGUGAAUGACGAACCGCUAUCAAUUGUUGUAUCUCACUCCCUCACUGAAGUUAGAUUUUAGAUGUGUGUGUGUGUUUCAGUGGAGAAGCGUGAGCGUUUGCCACGGAUGACCCGUUUAAAACUUGUGCCAAGCAGCAAUCAAAAAGAUAUAAAUGCUCAAAAUGUUGAUCUCGAGCUUCGUUAGAUCCUCGACAAUUCAACUGUUUAGUUAAUUCAACUGAACCAUGACUUUUCAUUCUGAGAAUUCAUUCAGAUUUCAUAAACCAGCAAGAUAGCCUGGGACCUAGAUGAAUUCUGGGAGCUCAUUUCAUUUGCUCCGCCGGACUCGGAUGGAUCCCCUCCAUUGGGAAGUGAUUUCCCUCUGGCAGAAACCUUGCCGGUCCAAUCACAACCGAUUAUCUUGAUAAUGGCCGGGAUUUAUACCAUGACCCAGAGGCUUUUAUACCAACAACCAAGGCUGGUACUAACAUUUGACUAAAAGGACCCAAUAUUUUCGAAUUUCUUCCACAAAAAGAGACAUUGUGAAAUCAUCACCACAGGCGUCUCCUCUCUGCUCGAGUCUGUUGACAUUUUCUGUGUCGCUCAACAGUCGUCACAUGAUUCGUUGCUCUCACCGGUUGUAGAUCACAAUUGCUUCCGGAGACAUUCUGGUCUGGGUCCCUUGGAAAUCGAAAAUGAACUAUGAAUGAAAUCUGUCCUGUAAUUGGAGAGUUAUACUGUCAGGAUUAAGCAGGAAGCAGGACCCAAAUGCAGAGGUGAUAAAAAAAGGAUAUUUAAUAAUAAAACAAAAAAAGAGUCAAACCAAGGGUGUCCACGAGAUGUAGCAAAAAACGAUAAUCCAAAUACUGGAGCCAGGGGGGAAAGCAUAGACACAGACCGGGGGAGGAUGACAGGAACAGACGUCUCAGGACAGACUGGGGAAAACACAACAGGCAGGAACCGGCAGGAACAGACCGGGCCACACAACAAGAAAAACAGACGAUCCAACACUGACAAAGGGAAGCACAGAGACUUAAUACGCACGAGGAGGUCGGGGCAAUUAGAACACAGGUGAGACACAUUAGGAACAGGUGCAGACAAUCACAGGGGCAGGAGACACUGGCAAAGUAAAGAAAACAGGAAGUGAAACAACACAAGGAACUAAUUCAAAAUAAAACAGGAAAUGAAAACACAAGAUCAUGACAUCUACUCUGCUAGUACAAUAAAACGUCACUUGAAUAUGUUCCUUUUGUACAUUUCAGACAU